Molecule: messenger RNA, 1239 nt
Organism: Sugiyamaella lignohabitans
Lineage: Eukaryota; Fungi; Ascomycota; Dipodascomycetes; Dipodascales; Trichomonascaceae
Gene: FEX2
Product: Fex2p
Exons: 1
Coding region: 1-1239 (412 amino acids)
Biological process (GO): fluoride transmembrane transport
Cellular component (GO): membrane
Molecular function (GO): fluoride transmembrane transporter activity
Source: RefSeq, a predicted model, not a curated record
AUGGCUUCUGAGAGUUCGACACCUCCAGAUAUUCCUAUCAAAACAGAGCAUGAUAAUGAUGAGAGCGGUAUAGUUCGUCAGAGAUCGCACUCAAUUUCUCAUCCUCAUCCUCAUCCUCAUUCGCAUUCACAUGGCCAUCAUAGACACCGUGUGGCUCUCGCCAAGAAGCCUAUUCUUCCAGCGUUCUCCAACAAAUACCUGGACCCUAUUAUUCUUCAUUUGAUUUUGGCGUUUUUUGGUAUUGUGGGUGUUUUGGCAAGAAUUGGUCUUGACCGUCUGACUUCGUUCCAAGGGUCUCAUUAUGGAGGUGUCUUGUGGAGUAAUUUCGCUGGCUGCUUAAUCAUGGGAGCUUUGGCUAAGAGCAAAGACCUUUUCUCUGAUUUGAUAGUUGAAGAACCUGAUUUCAGUCGAAUCGUUGACAUUGUUGAACAUCACGGUUCUGAAAAACCCGUUUUACAUCGUGCUUUCAAGUCCAAGGCCGAGAUUCCACUUUAUGUAGGACUGGCAACCGGCGCUUGUGGAAGUAUCACCUCAUUCUCGUCAUUUAUCAUUUCGUUGUUUGAACUGAGUUCGCACCAACUUACUCCUGGGGUAGCUUAUCCGAACCCAGGAUAUGGUGUUCCUGUUUUUCUCAGUUAUCUCAUCGUGACUAUCGCAGUCUCAUUCUCGGGAUUUUAUUUUGGUCACCACUUGAUUGAUGCCCUUGAAAAGUCCCGAAAUGUCUCAUUGGCACGAUACACAUUACUUAUAGAGUUGGUGUUGUCGAUGCUGGGGUUGUUGGGGUGGAUUGUUGUGUUAGUUUUGACUAUUGUUCGAUCGGAAUGGAGGUACUGGACUUUCUCGUGUCUGUUUGGGCCAUUCGGAGUGUAUGCUAGAUUCUGGCUUGGAAAGCUUUUAAAUAAAAAAUCGACUAAGUUCUUCUUUGGUACAUUUGCUGCUAAUAUUUUUGCUUCGAUUCUCAUUUCUAUUCUAGUUCUUCUUCAGCACGGUAAAAGGCACUCUGGCUCUUUGUUGGUGCAGAGUGUACUACAUUGUCAAGUUAUUUCAGCUUUACAAGAUGGUUUCUGUGGAAACUUUUCUACUAUUAGUACAUUUGUAUCUGAACUAUCAGGAUUUAAACGCAAGAGAUAUGCUUAUUUCUAUGGAGGAGUCUCUAUUGGACUUGGCUUCGCUAUGGCCGUCUUAAUACUCGGUACAUACUCAUGGGCAGUUGGACUGUCGGAAUCUUCAGCUUGUUAA